Gasterosteus aculeatus aculeatus (three-spined stickleback) is the source of this 2329-nucleotide messenger RNA. It is a transcript of the gene fli1rs, whose product is annotated as Fli-1 proto-oncogene, ETS transcription factor-related sequence. NCBI's taxonomy places the organism in Eukaryota, Metazoa, Chordata, Actinopteri, Perciformes, Gasterosteidae. Gene Ontology annotation, cellular component: nucleus. Gene Ontology annotation, molecular function: sequence-specific DNA binding; DNA-binding transcription factor activity, RNA polymerase II-specific. Gene Ontology annotation, biological process: cell differentiation; regulation of transcription by RNA polymerase II. The record is from RefSeq and is a predicted model, not a curated record.
GGUUACGCGCGUCAGACAGGGCUUCCAAACGCGUUUUGACUUCUUUCUUUUUUUUUGGUGGGUUUUCUUCUAUAUUCUGAGUUCUUAUUAGGAGCUGCACACUGCGCUAUAUAACGGAACUUGGGUGCAAUUUAAAAAUAAAUAACGCGCGAAGACCGAAGUUAUUGAACUUGGACGGGUUUGACGAACUUUUAACGAAGUUAAUGAGGGGAUGCCGGAUUUUAUGGGUGCGCACAACGCAGGUGUCGCUAAAGGCGCCACGGACCGACUUGGACCCAGCGAGAGCCCCUUUCUAAAAGGAGCGGAAUCCAUUUUCAUCAGAUGACUGGAAGCGCUGUCCGUAGUGAGCGAGGACCAGCCCAUAUUCGAGCCGCCUUACGCCGCGGUGCACAUGAAGGCCGAGAUGGCGUCUCCCGGCGGGUUCGGCCACGCCUCCAAGCAGAGCCCCGAGCCCACCGAGCCGUGGGUGGGGUCGGCGGCCCAGAACCCUGGGAAGAGAGGCGAACACGUCAACGGAAGCAGCCGUGAGUCCCCCGUGGACUGCAGCGUCGCCAAGCGCUCCAGACACGUGAGCAACGACGGGGCCCCGAUGCCGUACCAAUCCACGUACGCGGAGCCCCGCGUCAGCCCCCAGGCGGCCCCCCCGCCGCCCCCGCCGCCGCCACCCGCCGGCCCCACAGAGGAGAAGAGGGUCAUCGUUCCGGCAGACCCGGAGGUGUGGACACAGGACCAUGUGAGGCAGUGGCUGGACUGGGCCAUCAAGGAGUACGUGCUGGAGGAAGUGGACGUGGUGCUCUUCCAGGCUCUGGACGGCAAGGCGCUGUGCAAGAUGACCAAGGAGGACAUGAUGCGCCUCACGUCAGCCUACAACGCAGACAUCCUGCUCUCGCACCUCAGCUACCUCCGGCAGAGUAGUCCUACGUUCUCAUACUCCACAACCCCUACCAACACCACACCCCCAUCCCCACCCCCACAACAACAACAACAACAACAACAACCACCCAGACUACAGGUGAAAGCAGAGAGCGGUUUUGAGGAGAUCAGCUGCAGAAACAGCUGGGCGGCAAACACCAUGAGUCCAGCGCCAAAAGGUCCCUCCAUGGAGCACCAACACAGCGCGAGAGUUACAGAGCCCGUUGCAAGAAUUGUCCAAGACCCGUAUCAGACAUUAGGGCCCAUAAGCAGUCGGCUGGCCAACCCAGAAGGCCAAGCCCUCAGCUCAUCCAAGAACCGAACAGCCAAACAAAAUCCCUACAAGCUCCCUGACCCCAGCGCUCACAGGCCUGUGGGUUCGGGGCAGAUACAGCUGUGGCAGUUCCUGCUGGAGCUGCUGUCCGACAGCAACAACGCCGGCAUCAUCACCUGGGAGGGCACCAACGGCGAGUUCAAGAUGACCGACCCGGACGAGGUGGCCAAGCGCUGGGGCGAGCGCAAGAGCAAGCCCAACAUGAACUACGACAAGCUGAGCCGCGCUCUGCGCUACUACUACGACAAGAACAUCAUGACCAAGGUGCACGGCAAGCGCUACGCCUACAAGUUUGACUUCCAGGGCAUCUCGCAGGCGCACCAGAGCCACUCGGCGGAAGGAGGGAUCGUUAAGUACCAGACUGAGAUGUCUUACGUCCAGCCUUACCACAGCCACCAGCCCAAAAUGAACUUCAUGGGCGGCCACCCCGCCCCCAUGUCCGUCUCCCCCGGCAACUUCUUCAGCCCGCCGUCCCCGUACUGGAACUCACCCAGCAGUCCCAUCUAUCCCGGGUCAGCCAUGACCAGGCAUCCCACCACCCACUCCCACCUGAGCUCGUACUACUGAGCGACGGCGACGACCUUUCGAGGCCGAGCGGAACCCAGACGCACUAGAACACACAUUUACUCCAUCCAGGGCCGUUCCCGAGCCGAACCCCGUCUGAAACGAAGGAGGUAUGACGCGAGGGGUCUGAUCUUAUCAGGGCGUGGUUCUUCUUUUAGUCACGUUCCUUCUUAAACAUGGAUAAAACCCCAGGGUUAAUUAACUGCCAGGGAUUGGUAUCGUACGCCUCCCGAGAUUUGUUAUAAAUAUACUGAUUAACGGUUAUUCAAAUGUUUUGAAACCAAGUUUAUUUUGUAAGUACGUUGUUUGAUUUGUAAAGUCAUCGUCUCUACUGUGGGAGUAGCUAACGGUUUUGAAACUGGUCUUUUCGACUCUUGAAGAACUCUUGUUGAAACUGCAAAUAUCACAUUCAAUGGCCUGACAUUUGUAAAAGAGAAAUUGUAUAGAAUAAUGGUUAUGUAGCAAUAUAACAUUUACUCACCAUGUAAAGCUAAUAAAUGAUGCUUGUAUCUAAAAAUC